AUGUCCGGCCAGCCCCUCUUUCUAGGCCGAUCUGGCAACCCCGACGACUCGAUCGAUGCCUCGUUUGCCUCGAUGCCAGACGUCAAUAUGGACCCCUCGUCCGAGCCGGACCUCGACACGGCCGCAGACGGCGACGGCGCCAUACAGGGCGAGGCUACCGAUGCCAUCGAAGCCGAGGAUGCCUCGACACAGCCCGCCUCGCAGGCCUCGACGUCUGCCUCGAACCACACCGCACCCCUGUCGCAGGACGACCUGCCACCCGACUCGGACCUGGUCGCCUCGCUGCCCGUGUACCUCUCCAACUCGCUGCUCGACACGUCCUCGCUCCACCUCUUCCAGUACCCCGUCUUUCCGCGCGAACGGCCGCUCCCCGUGCCGUUCUCGGCCGCAUCGCGCGGCCUCAAGGUGUCGAGCCGGUGGAGGCCCAAGGCGAACCGCGUCGAGGUCGACCUGCCUCUCGACGUUCGGGAGGAGGUGUACAACAUGGACAAGGGCGCAGACUUCGGUGUCGGUGCGGACCUUGUCGCGCAGAAGCAGGCCAGGAUCGACGCCGCCUACCAGGGCUCUGCGGCAGCCAGCGGCUCCGGCAGCGGCAGCAGCGGCUACGUCAAGAAGGAGAAGCAGGAAGAAGAGAGGCUGCAGCGCGAGAGGGGUCCCAAGCGGCUGGACAAGACCAGGCUGGACAGCGUCGACGUGCCCAAGGUGACCAACUACAUGGUCGGCGUCAUCCGCGAUCAGGCGUUGCAUCUGACGCCGUUGAGCUCGGUGGUGCAGCUGCGUCCGUCGAUGCACUACCUGGAUGCGCUCGACGAGGCGCGGGAGGCCGAGAAGCGGCGGGAUCGCGCUGCGGCGGCGGGAGAGGCCGGGUCCGACGACGACGACGACGACGACCUGAUUGAGAUGGAGGCGACCGGGCCGGGAUCGACGCGCAAAAAGGCGGCCAAGAAGGAGGACAAGAAGCCGGCGGCGCAGACGCUGAGCGUUGCGAUGCGCGGCGACCCCAAUGCGGCCAAGGGCGGUGCGGGCGGCGGCGGCGGCGGUGGGGGGUCAGAGGGAAGGGACCACCUGAUGGCUGCGCAGCGCGAGGCCGACGCCGAGAGGUGGAUUGACCUGGAAUGGCGGGACGAGGAGUCGGCCGAGGCGCAGGAGGCGUUCCAGGCGCAGCUGUUUGCGGGCAGCAAGAAGAAGCUCGUGUGCCAGACCAAGCCGAGGGAGUACCUGAUCGAGGUCGAGCCCUAG
This is a messenger RNA of Pseudozyma flocculosa PF-1, 1239 nucleotides long. RefSeq lists its product as uncharacterized. Bases 1 to 1239 code for a protein of 412 amino acids. The record is from RefSeq and is a predicted model, not a curated record. Gene Ontology annotation, cellular component: nucleus; RNA polymerase III complex. The transcript is spliced from 2 exons. NCBI's taxonomy places the organism in Eukaryota, Fungi, Basidiomycota, Ustilaginomycetes, Ustilaginales, Ustilaginaceae. Gene Ontology annotation, biological process: DNA-templated transcription.